Trametes versicolor FP-101664 SS1 is the source of this 336-nucleotide messenger RNA. Its product is annotated as RBP11-like subunits of RNA polymerase. Gene Ontology annotation, molecular function: DNA binding; protein dimerization activity; DNA-directed RNA polymerase activity. Lineage: Eukaryota; Fungi; Basidiomycota; Agaricomycetes; Polyporales; Polyporaceae. The record is from RefSeq and is a predicted model, not a curated record. The transcript is spliced from 5 exons. Gene Ontology annotation, biological process: DNA-templated transcription. The coding region runs from base 1 to 336 and encodes 111 amino acids. Gene Ontology annotation, cellular component: RNA polymerase III complex; RNA polymerase I complex.
AUGGCAGAAUCAAUUCCCAAAAUCCAGAUUCUGAAAGGUGCAGAGCCUGACUUGUCCGCUGCGACAUACCAAAUUCACGAUGAGUCCCAUACGAUCGGGAACGCUCUGCGGUGGAUGCUCAUGAAGAAUGAGAAGGUGGAAUUCUGUGGAUACAGCGUUCCUCAUCCCUCAGAAAACCACAUCAACAUGCGGAUCCAGAUGUACGACGGCCUGUCGUCAUUGACGGCGCUGAUACAAGCCCUCAAAGACCUCGACGAGCUUUGCGUGACCAUCGACGGGGAGUACGCGAAGAGCCUCGAGGGCGGCCAGUUCGAGCGCUGGGACGAAAAGAGCUGA